AAAGUAAGAUAAUGUUAGGUUCCAAUAAAUUUGAAGUGUGAAGCAUUCAAAAUUACUUCGAUUUAAGGGACACUUAACUAUUACUAAAAUAAUUUUAACAUUUUAGAAAAUAAACUUCUCUGAGCAUCUUUUUAGGCUAUGGGCCCUUUUUUUUAGUCAUAAAUACACAUCUGUUUUGUAUUAACAUAUAACCGCAAGGUUUAUAAGGAGAAUCAUUCAUUGCAGUCCUUCAACAGAAAGACACAAGUUUUAAUGAAUCUAAUGUUACUUGAAGAAAAACUGCUAAUGCAUAUGGUAAAAUAUUUCUUGAGAUUGUUAGGUCUUAACUUCUUCAAAGUUUCUAAUGGGAAACAUUGUUAAGCUCUUCUGUGUAUCUGUCCAUGAAACAUUUAUGCAGAUACGUAAGUGUGUGUUCAGAAACAAAGAUUUGCUGUCUCACUGUUCACAUUUUUCUGUACCUUGAGUUCCCUUCAUAAUAUGUGUCUCAUGGAGUGCUUCCCGUUUCAGUACUGCUAGCUGGAAAAAAUCCAUUUUAAGGCUGUGUGAUACUAAAUGAUAUUAAAUUUCUGUGACAAAAUUUAUUUCAUUGGGCCUCUUAUGGUUGUUGAUAUAAAGGUUGCUGAGCUGUCUUCUAACCUCUGCCCCUCAAAGUUUUAUGCAAAUAGUAGAGAAAGAAGUGCAGAGAACUGUUCAACAUGGAUGGUUUAGAUGGGUCUAACACGGACAGUGUAGAAGAGUUCAUCAGUUGCCUCUAAACUGGAUUGCAUAGGGAUUUGGCUAGCCUUAACUAAUGGCUUUCUAAACAAAACUCAGAAUUUUUGACAUGUUUUCACUUACAAAUUUAAAAGGCUUAGACAUAUUCUGUAGACAUUGCAAAGAAAAAAGACAUCAAGGACUGUUUCAGGUGUUUUAAAAUCAUGCUUGGAGAUGGGGAGAGCCAAGGAAUAGUGAAUCUUAGUUUAGAUGACACAAAGUCACACUUUUAUGCCACUGUGAGGCUCUGUGAUGUUUGCUUUAGUGGUGUCUGGGAAGAAACUCCAGUGGAGUAAACUCAAUAGCUAGUGGAGUAAACUCAAUAGCUCGUGUUGACGAUCGCUGUGAAAUCCAGAAAAGGCCUGAUGUUCUGCUGGAGGGCGGGUAUGUGGGGAGGCAGAGGCCUUUCUCUCCCUGCUUGUAUAGCUAACAUUUUGUUACUGUUUUCCAUUAUUUCUCUUUAAAAAUAAAGCUCUUUUCUUAUGCAGACAUUAACCUGCAGUAAACACCUUCACACCUGCCUUUUCCCAUUUGCAGUAAGUUGUAGCCCUUAGCAGUACAUGAAGAGCUUCUUCAUUCUUUCAUCUGUAUUUGUGUGUUAAAUAUUACACAGUCAUCCUAGUUCAUUCAGGCCACUGUAACAGAAUAGGAUAAACUGGGCAGCUUCAACAACAAACAUUUAUUUCUCCAGUUCCGGAGGCUGGAAGUUUUAAAUCAGGGUGCUUUGUUCUUGGUGAGGGGCUGCUUCCUGGUUUGCAGAGGGCACUGCCUUCACACUACAUCCUCUCAAGGCAGAGGGAGCUCCAGCUUCUUACCCUCAUAUUAGGACACUCAUCCCAUCGUGGGGUCCCACCCUCAUGACUGCCAUCUCACCCUGAUCACCUCUUAGAUAGAUACCCACCUGCACAUGCCAUCACAUGAGGGGAUGUGAGUUCUGGGGACACAAAACAUUCAGUCCACAGCAAUUGCAUUUCCUUACAUGGAUAUACAGGAUUUUAAAUACAAAUUUAGAAAACGAGUCCCCUGUUGAUGCCUUUAGGGGGUUAUUUCUAGUCUCUUUCUAUUACAGGCCUGCAGAAGAAGUGGAGCUGUCCAAGGAUGUGUGCAUUUGUGGUUUUGAUGGAUGUCUCCAAAUUGCCCUCUGAAAGAGGCAGUCCUGGUUUACAUUCCAACCAGCAGCAUAUGCGAAUGUUUCUCACCAGUGUGGUGUGAUGCGCAUGUCUUCAAGAUUUUAGAUCUGAUGGGGGGAAAGGUUGCAUCUUAAUGUGAUUUUAAUUUGCCUUUCUCUUAUUUAUAUUCAAUAGCUUCUUAGAUGUUCACAAGCCUAAUGAAGACUUCUAAAGACUUCUCCGCCAGUCCCAUUACCAUGUCAUUGAAUGUAUGGAACUGUAGUCAAGAUAACUGUAUUUGCAUGAAAAUACAGUUGGGUAGUUUAGAUUUGGACUUGGUUUCCGAUUAAAAAAAGUGUCCGUAUGUGUGGUUUCUUCUGACACCAACCAAUUCUUCAGUACCAGCUGGGUGUCCUACAAUUCAGUUUCCUUCUGACAGUCCCUUCCCAGAAUUAGCACAGACCCUAUGGAUUAAGGAGUCAUUCCCACAAGACUGCACCCACUUCAGAUGCCGGAUACCAAUGGGUGCCCAAUUCACCAUAAGUCUCUUACGCCACUCCACAUAAAAUGUCUGAUGUCAGCACAAUGGUGGAGUGGAAAGCCCUGGACCUUGUUCCCCCACAGGCUCUGACUGACAACAAUAUACAGUCCAAAAGGAUGUAUGAGAAUUACAGAAACCAGUUUAGAAGUCACAGUACCCCAGGCAAGCUCAAAGCCAAGAACAGCUGCAUUGAAGUAGGAAAAAAAAAAGCCAUUUAAUUUCACCUGCCUUUCCCUGAAGGUGGCACAGCUUGGCAUGAUUGGUAGUAAACACCCAACUCUUCACUGGGUGGAAAGUGAAGAAUGGAAGUCCACCAUUCUGAAUUUUGGGAGGGUCACCUGAUGGACUGGUUUCUGUCUCUUCUGACUCAGUGCUGACCGGGAACUGGCAUACUUUGGAUGCCUGGGGGCUUCAGAGAAAAAAGAGUUAACUGGCUUUUUGCAGCAUUAGAGACUCAGCAGUGCUGCACAUGGAGGUCGGGACAGCUCAGCACAGUCAGGAGAGAGCAUGUGGUUCUUGGCUUAUCCCUUGGGCAGGAAUGGGAAGAGUGGAAAGUGCAUUUAACAUUCUGGCUUUUCAGGGGGCUGCCCAAGAGACUGGUUCCUGUUUUGCCUGACUCAGAGUGCUGAUAGAACCAAGCAUAUGUUGGAUGUCUAGGGGCUGCUGAGAACAAGCGAGAGCUCCACAGCCUGUUGCCCUGCCAGACAACUUGCAGUGCCACAGACAAGCACCAGAGGGAUGGAGAGAUUACAAGCAACUGAAAAGAAACUGGCAGACCUCUCUAAUUGGGACAUUACAUGUACAAGCCCAGGGAAGAUUAAUCCCCAGAAAAGGUUUGAGAGGCCCCAGAAUCUCUAGCUGAGCUGAUUGUUGAAGGUCUUCUCCUGUACCAAGCCAGUCCAUAAAGACUGGGAGAGGUGGCUGUUUUUUCAGAUGCCCCAAAUCCCAGCAAAAAAAUAAUGAGACAUAUGAAGAAACAAAGAAAUAUGGCCCAAUUAAUGGAACAAAAUAAAUCUGCAGAAUUUGACCCUAGAGAAAUAGAGAUAAAUGAAUUAUCUGACAAAGAAUUCAAAAUGAUCAUCUUAAAGAAGCUUAGUAUGCUGUGAGAGAACAGAGAUAGUCAACCAAAUGAAAUCAGAAAAAAUGCCAUAACAAGAAUAUCAACAAGACAGAACUAUAAAAAAAGAACCAAACAAAUUCUGCAUCUGAGAAAUAACGGAAUUGAAAAAUUAACUAGAGGGAUUAAAAAGCAGACCCAAUCAUGCAGAAGAAAGAAUCGGCAAACUCAACAGCUCAUUUAAAUUGAUCAAAUCAGAAAAAUGAAAAGUAAAGCCUAAGGGAUUUAUGGCACACCAUUGAGUGGACCAAUAUACGCAUUAUAGAAGUCCCAAAAGGAGAAAAGGAAGUAGAGAGCUUAUUUGAAUAAAGAGUGGUGCAAAACAUCCCAAAUAUGAGGAAGAAAAUGGACAUCCAGAUUCAAGAAUCUCAAAAGACUCCAUGUAGGAUGAAACCAAAGAAAGGGUAAAGAAGCCCCCACUGAGAAAGAUUUUAAUCAAAUUGCCGAAAGUCAGUGGUAGAGAAUUUUGAAAGAAGAAAGAGAAAAGCGACUUGUCAUAUAACAAGGGAGCUCCCAUAAGAUUAUCAGCAGAUUUGUCAGCAGAAACAUUACCGUACAAAAGGGAGUGGGGUGAUACAGUUCAAGUGCUGUUAAAAAUAAAAAUACACCCAGCCAGCCAAGAAUACUGUAGCUGACAAAACCAUCUUUCAAAAAUGAAGAAGAAAUAAAGACCUUCCCAGACAAGCAAAAGCCAAAGAAGUUCAUCACCACUAGAUCUACCUUGUAAGAAAUGCUAAAGAGAUUCUUUGAAGCUGAAGUGAGAGGAUGCUAAAUAGCAAUAUAAAAGCAUAUGAAAAAACUCUCUGGUAAAGGGAAAUAUGUGGACAAAAACAGAAUCCUAUAAUAUUGUAAUGGUGGUUCAGGGAGCAAGUUUCCGAGGUUGGAAGGAAGUGACUUCACUGUUUAAUAAAGAUGAUGAGCAGCAUCUCCUGGAAAGAUGUAAAUCUCCCAAGUCCAAAGGAACUAACUUACGAUUAAAAGAAGAGUUGAAGGCAGAGAAGAAAUCUGGAUUUUGGGACAAUUUGGUUUUAAAACAGAAUAUACAGUCUAAAAAACCAGAUGAAAUUGAAGGUUGGGAGCCUCCAAAACUUGCUCUUGAAGACAUAUCGGCUGACCCUGAGGACACCGUGGGUGGCCACCCAUCCUGGUCAGGCUGGGAGGAUGGCGCCAAGGGCUCGACCAAGUAUACCAGCCUGGCCAGCUCUGCAAACAGCUCCAGGUGGAGCCUGCGCUCAGCAGGGAGGCUGGUGAGCAUCCGACGGCAGAGUAAAGGCCACCUGACGGACAGCCCGGAGGAGGCGGAGUGAGGGGGGCUGCGCGGCGAAUGUGCCCUGACAUGGUGGCCUUUUAUUAGUAUACCAUGUAGUUGUUGAGUGUUUUCUGUGUUAGAAAGAAUCCUGAGUCUACUUUUUGCCUAUGUUUCAUAUUUGGACCUCUGUUUCAUUAUUUAAUGAACUCACUCUCACACACACUGUGACUCCUUGGUGAACAUGUGCAGGGAUUGUAUAUUUGAUCGCCUUACUGCAGAAAUAUUCACCUAUCAGUCCAUGUUUUGCAGAAACUGGAGAUGUGAAUUUUUGAUGCUCUCCCAUAAUGCAGCAGUAAUGAUUUGCAGUUUGUCACAAAAUGAUUUUCAUGCUGCUCUCUGUUGUAGUUCUGUUUCAGAACUUCCGUACCUUUUUCUUGUGUGUAGCACAUAUAAAUGCAGCCGUCAUGCAGUUCUUUUCUUUUGCUAGAAAAUUACAGUCAGGAGGUAAGAUGAAUCUUCCAAAGUUAAGUUAAAUUUUGUUUAACUUGACAAAUUAAACUUUGUUCUUAUUAAACAAAUAUGUAAACAAAUACUGGAAAAGCAAAGGUUAUAGUUGAGAGUAAAAUGUCAGUAUCUUAAAAUGCAUGUUCAUCUUCUGCUGAGGGAGGAAUAGCCUCGUGUGUGUGCACUGGAUAGUAACAGUGGUUCUUUUUUGGAAUUUUAUUUUUACCUCUUUUGAACUUCUAAAUCGGUCCCUUUAUUUUCUUAAAACAUUUGCUCUCUUUUUUGUUUACAGAUUAAAGAAGUAUGGAUAAAUUUUAGUCACUUGAUAAUUUUGUUUAGGAAACAUUGUCUUGCUCGUUAUAGAGAGUUAAGACUAUGCGUAAAAUACUGAAAUGCCUCUUUUUUUAUUAGGCUCGUAUGUUUGUUCUUGCAAAGCGAGAUGCCUAUUGUGAUUGGUGUUAGAUCUGUAAGAAGCUGUGUUUUUGCCCCAAGAAUAACCGACGACCAGUUUGAGAGCAUCUCUCGCAUUCUUUUUCUGUCUGCUUACUGUCCUUGACAGUGUGAUCCUGCACAGUAUCAGGUGCCAGUUAUGUGUCCCUGGCAGGUUGGCUCUUAUCAGCAAGUCCUGCAGAUAUGUAUCUUAGAUAAAAGUGGUUUGAAAGGAAAGGUAUAUUUUGCUUUUUUGUUUAAAAGUAAAAUAAAACCUCCAGUUACACUAUGCAUUCCCCUCACAUAAAAACAAGACAAAAACCCUUUCCUGAGUUGCUCGGCAUGCACUUCUGUGCUGUUUCAUGCGUGUGGAUGUUCCUUCUGUUUGUUCCUGUGGAAUAACUGAGUGUGCCUGAUGGCAGAACACACUGCAGUGUUAUCAGCAUCUGCAUGUUUUUUAAUACAACAGGUUUAGUUGAUCUGUCAUCUAUUAUGGAAAAAACAGCAAUUACUUCUGCACCAAUCUAAUACAUCCAUCCAUCUAGCUACAUCUAUAAUCUGUAUCAAUCACUUAUACCUAUCAAUCAUCUGUAUCUAUUCACCUAUCCUCUAUGUCUGUCUUCUCUCAAUCUACAUCCAUCUAGCCUUCUGUCAGUCAUCUACUUUUUUUUUUUAAUAGAACAAGAAGUUUACUUAUCAAGUCUUGAAAGGGGGACAUGCUUCAAGUGGUGUUCAAACAAAAAUUCCAGUUUGUAUUAGAACCUUGAAAUGGUGAAGUUGUAGAGGUUUUCUUUGUUUCAUAAUAGAGAGACAAGUUCAUAAUUUUUAGUAUAACAGCUAAGUUGACAAAUUCUAAAUUUCCUCAGGUAAAUAAUUGUAACUGUCCUUUUCCCUAGAGAAGUGCUUGCUGGGAUAGUAAAAACAUACACCAUUUCAUGACUUCUGCAAAUACUUUCCCGCGGAAGUCAGUGUAGGUUUGCUUUUGGCUAACAUGGUCUUGCUGCGCAGGAAUGUAAACACUUGUGUUUGAAACUCUGGAAGUCACAUGUGUGGGGAGAUGGGGACGCUGCCCAUGUUGUGGGGAGCUCUGUGGCUGUGAUGGCUGCGGUUGCCGUGCCUCUGUUGGAACGCUAAGUGCCUGCAACUCACGUCAAUUAUAGAAUUGUGACGCACAGUUGGCAAAAUAGUUCUUUAUGCUAUUUCUCAAAAUUUGAGGACAAACCCAGAUUGGGAUUGGAAUAUGCACUGUAAAUCAAAUUUUUCUUAUCUACAAAGACUAAUGUAAAAAUGAUUUUUUCUUCUGUGCCUGAUUAAAUUAACUGUGGUUUUUAAUAUAAAUAUUUAUUGGUGUGCUUUGGGAGAAAAAUUAUCUUUUCUUGAAAGAACUUAUCAAAGCAAAUUUAUUAUCUUCACAAGUUAAUAGGAGAAUGUGGUUUUGAUUCUGGGUGUUUGAAUUGUGUAAACACACAGUUUCCCUGUGUGAAGAGAGUUGUCCUGUGCUCCUUCUACUGUACUUUUUUUAUUUUUUAAUAGGAAAGUGAUGGGCUUCAGAGAAGGGUUCCUCCUUAAUGUUGAGGUUUUUUAAAAAUAAAAAUACUGUUUCUAAGCUCUUUCCUUAUUGGUUUGCAUGAUUAUUGGCAUCUGCUUAUGAUGGCUUUUAAUCACUCAGAGCUAAUGGCACCUUUCCUAUUUAACCUCAUUUUAGAAUGCAGUCAACACAUGUAGACUUUUCACGAAUAAAUGAACAACUUCAACCUUGGUUUUCAAGA
Messenger RNA from Pongo pygmaeus (Bornean orangutan), 7471 nucleotides. It is a transcript of the gene TDRP, whose product is annotated as testis development related protein. Gene Ontology annotation, cellular component: cytosol; nucleus. The record is from RefSeq and is a predicted model, not a curated record. The transcript has 4 exons. Lineage: Eukaryota; Metazoa; Chordata; Mammalia; Primates; Hominidae. The coding region runs from base 4339 to 4827 and encodes 162 amino acids. Gene Ontology annotation, biological process: spermatogenesis.